UUGCAGCUCCUCCACCAUCUUUCGGUCCCGGCUUUUGUUCCAGCUUGACCAUCCGCUCGUUUGUUCGACUUGAUUCAGCCCUUCCCAUCGAGGUCUCUAGACUUUUCGCGACGUCAUUCGCAAUACUCAGUUUUAAUCCUCGAGUCCGAUACGUAAUUCCGGAUUCGCAAUACAUUCAGCCGCCUCGAUACCCCUUUUGACUCCGAUCACAUCUACAACCCGCGACAACAUGGGCGUCGAAGAGAAGAGCCGGGCGUCGGGCGACUCCCCCAGAGAUGGCGUCCUUCCCACCGUUAAUCCCGAGGUCGAGAAGGCCCAGCCUCCCAAGAGUGCCAUCCACCCUGCGUUCUAUGUGAGCAUCUGGAUCGCGAUGAGCUCGUCCGUUAUUCUAUUCAACAAAUGGAUUCUGUCCGCCAAAGGAUUCGACUUCCCGGUCGUUUUGACCACUUACCAUUUGGUCUUCUCUACUAUCAUGACCCAGAUCCUUGCACGGUACACCACAUUGCUCGACGGCAGGAAGACAGUUAAGAUGACUGGCAAGGUCUAUCUGCGCGCCAUUGUUCCGAUCGGUUUCUUCUUCAGCUUGAGCUUGAUUUGCGGCAACCUCACCUACCUCUACCUCAGUGUUUCUUUUAUCCAAAUGCUCAAGGCCACUACUCCUGUCGCUGUUCUCCUCUCCGGCUGGGCCCUCGGCGUGUCGACGAUCAACAUGAGGGUUUUCCUCAACGUCUCCGUCAUCGUUGUCGGUGUCAUUAUCGCUUCGUACGGCGAGCUCGAGUUCGUCUGGUUGGGCGUUAUCCUCCAGAUCGCCGGUGUCGCCUUCGAGGCUCUUCGUCUUACCAUGGUCCAGCGUCUCCUGAGCUCCGCCGAGUUCAAGAUGGAUCCUUUGGUUUCGCUCUACUACUUCGCUCCCAUCUGCGCCCUCAUGAACGGCGUCGUUGCUCUUUUCUGGGAAGUCCCCAGGCUUACCAUGGCUGACGUCGACCGUGUUGGCCUCUUCUACUUCUUCUUGAACGGUCUCUGCGCUUUCGGCCUCAACGUCUCCGUUGUGUUCUUGAUUGGCAAGACUUCGUCGCUCGUACUUACCCUCUGUGGUGUCCUCAAGGACGUCUUGCUCGUCGUUGCUUCCAUGGUCAUCUACGGCAGCCAAGUUACCCUCACCCAGUUCUUCGGCUACAGCAUUGCUCUCGGCGGCAUGGUUUACUACAAGCUUGGCGCUGAGACGAUCAAGAGCUACGCUGGCGAGGCUGGCCGCCAGUGGGCCGACUUUGGCAACCGCCGCCCCGUUCUCCGUCGCAUCUCGAUCAUCCUCCUCUCCGUCUUCGUUGUCUUCUCUCUGCUCGGCGGUUUCGCUCCCGACUAUGCUGCUGGAAUUGACCCUACUGAGUACCUCAACGAGGCCAAGUCUAAGAUCGGGAUGUCCGACUAAGCUCUUAGCAAGGAGUUUAUGUGCGGGACCGGCGCAUGAGGUGGACGCGAGAGAACCGAAUUCUGCAAAAGGGGGAUGUUGUCGUUUGUGUCUCUUUACUACUGCUAUAACCACAUACCGGCUUUGUAAUCCUCUUCAACAAGUUCCCGACACUCAAGGAUUCAGUACGACACACACUUCCAUGUUGCGUUUUUUCACCCUCUCUUCGUCGAUUAAGUCGAGUUAGGUUUUACGUCUUUUUCACCAGCCA
Molecule: messenger RNA, 1679 nt
Organism: Neurospora tetraspora
Lineage: Eukaryota; Fungi; Ascomycota; Sordariomycetes; Sordariales; Sordariaceae
Product: triose-phosphate transporter family-domain-containing protein
Exons: 5
Coding region: 230-1429 (399 amino acids)
Cellular component (GO): endosome; Golgi apparatus; trans-Golgi network
Molecular function (GO): antiporter activity
Source: RefSeq, a predicted model, not a curated record